AUGGACAAUACCUUAAAUGCAACGUAUUUAAUCUUUGAUGGACAUGUGGAAGUGGACAAAUAUAGGUAUGUUUAUUUUUUCAUUACACUUAUAGUUUAUAUUCUAAUAAUAUGCACUAAUUGCACUAUUGUUUAUCUGAUUUGGAUUCACCAAAACCUUCAUGAACCUAUGUACAUUUUCAUUGCAGCUUUAUUACUGAACUCUGUUCUUUUCAGCACCAUGAUCUACCCAAAGCUUCUGAUUGACUUUUUAUCUAAAAUCCAGGUCAUAUCCUAUUCAGCUUGCCUUUUUCAGUUUUAUAUAUUUUACUCUUUGGGUGGUUCAGAAUUCUUACUCUUAGCAGCCAUGGCCUAUGACAGGUAUGUGUCUAUAUGCAAACCUCUGCAAUAUGCAUCCAUCAUGAGAAGAACUACUGUCUGUAUUUUCUUGAUUUUAGCGUGGACUGUUCCUGCAUGUGAGGUUGCAGUUGCAACUGGAUUAAUUGUCAAGGAAAAGCUUUGCAGCUUCAUUUUAAAGGGAAUCUUUUGCAACAAUGUGAUUUACAAACUUCAGUGCGUAAUCUCAACAGCACGCAUUAUACGUGACAUGAUUAUAUUGGUCAACAUUGCACUCAUCCCUGUCCUUUUCAUACUGUUUACUUAUACAAGGAUACUGAUAAUAUCUUAUCAAAGCAGUAGAGAAUUUAGGAGAAAAGCUGCACAGACCUGUUUACCUCACCUGAUUAUACUGAUCAACUUUUUCUGUUUGUGUUCAUAUGAUGUGGUUGCAGUUGGACUGGAAUCAAAAUUUCCAAAGAUUUUACAAUUUAUAAUGAGUUUUCAAGUGAUUUUGUAUCAUCCCCUCUUUAAUCCAAUCAUAUAUGGACUGAAAAUGAAAGAAAUUUUUAAACACCUCAAAAAGCUGUUCUGCAGAAGAAAUAUAAAGUGA
This is a messenger RNA of Melanotaenia boesemani (Boeseman's rainbowfish), 927 nucleotides long. Its product is annotated as olfactory receptor 6N2-like. Gene Ontology annotation, cellular component: membrane. The transcript has a single exon. The coding region runs from base 1 to 927 and encodes 308 amino acids. Gene Ontology annotation, biological process: G protein-coupled receptor signaling pathway. Gene Ontology annotation, molecular function: G protein-coupled receptor activity; olfactory receptor activity. The record is from RefSeq and is a predicted model, not a curated record. Lineage: Eukaryota; Metazoa; Chordata; Actinopteri; Atheriniformes; Melanotaeniidae.